This is a messenger RNA of Sitophilus oryzae (rice weevil), 5998 nucleotides long. Its product is annotated as protein transport protein Sec16B. Gene Ontology annotation, cellular component: endoplasmic reticulum exit site; ER to Golgi transport vesicle membrane. The coding region runs from base 273 to 5714 and encodes 1813 amino acids. Gene Ontology annotation, biological process: COPII vesicle coat assembly; autophagy; Golgi organization. The transcript has 27 exons. NCBI's taxonomy places the organism in Eukaryota, Metazoa, Arthropoda, Insecta, Coleoptera, Curculionidae. The record is from RefSeq and is a predicted model, not a curated record.
AUGCGAGGGUUAAGGAUUUCAGCAAGGAGGGGAAACAAUCAUUCAAUAAAGGGAAAGAAGUAUUUUUUCUCCUUCAGUAAAAUUUUAUUAUUAUUUUUUCGAAAUCCCCUAAUUUAUUUGUUGAAAGUGUAUUGUUUGCUUUAUGUUUAUCGAGUGCAAUAUUUUUAUGAUAACAUUUUGAACUAUUCUCGCCGAUAUGCAAAUGUUGUGAUUGUGGAAAGUGUGAAAUGAAGGACUGUGUUAAAAAUUGUAAUUUAAAGAUUGAUUAAAAGAUGUCUUGGGCCCAAAGAAGGGGCCCUCCCAGGCCUAGCCCCUCCUCCAAUAACACCCCAAUACAGAUGUUCAACCCUCAGCAACAUUCCACCGUAGAGAAUCAAUGGCAACCACCGCCCGUUUUUCAACAGCAGCAAGACCAUGCACAGGCUCAAAAUUAUUGGCAACAACCUCAACAGGUGUAUCCCCCUCCUAGUCGUACUCCGAACGCCAAUACUGGCGUUCAGUACCAACAGUUCCAACAAGAGCCAUCUGGUGGUUAUUUCAAGAAUCAAUCGUAUAAUCAACAGUAUGAUCAAAGUGGUGCAUACUCUAACCAACCAGUACAGCCAGCCACCGAGGCAGAUGGUUGGGGUGAAAAUUGGGCCUGGGGUGAAGAAGACAAUUCCAAUGCUCAAACAAUGGCUGCAUCACAACAACACCAACAGUUGCAGUCCACAGCUAAUGUAUUAGCAGACAGUUUUUCCAACGACGAAUCGUGGAACUGGUCCGUCUCAGAGAUCAGAACCCCCGAAAACAACGCCCAUCAACAAGAUCAGAAACCAAACGACUUAUUUCCGACAGUGGGUGACUUGAAGAAACCGCCCGUUUCGAAUACGAGACCGGAAGCCCCUCCUCAAUCGAACAGGAGCAAACUGGAAACGCCACAGUGGUCCACCGAAUCUCAGCCCUCCAUAGAAUCGUCCGAUGACGUGGCGCAUACGUCAGAGAGUGACAAGAGCCAUCUGGUGUCGCGGUCGUCGACCAUCAGUCACUCUCCGGUGUCAGGACAGGAACAGUUGGGAGCUGUAGGGGUUGAAGUGCCUCCUGUUGAAAAUAACGAAAUUAUUAGGCAGGAAAAUAAUAAAGUGGUUAAUAAUGUUUUACCGCCGCCGAAAAAUGUGCUUACUCCGCCUCUGAUGCCUUCCACUCAAGGAGGUCCUGAUGAUUCUAGAAAUCCAUACAAAAGAUCGUCAGGCAACAGAUACCGGGCACCAACAACCCAACCACCCCCUCAAACCUCUUUUACCCCUCAAUCAGUCAAUUUAGAAACUUUACCUGACAAUUCCGAACAUCCCGAUUAUCCCCCUGUAUCGGGAGUAAGCAAAGUGCCCCAAAGAGCCCCCUUACAGUGGCCCCAAGCUGAAAACAACGAAGCCCCUAUUAAUGACAGGAACCAGUACUUGGAAACUGGACAGUUGUCCGAUUUGGGUUUAUCUGAAGGGAAUGAAGUAAAUGAUUUGGGAAAUGACACGUUACCUCCUCCUGGUCUGCAAAGAAUGGUUCCUGGUCAGCUUGAACAAAGCGAACCUUUACUGGGAUUUAGUAGGAUGGUACUGGGAGAGAACAAUAUUAAUCAAGCUCAGUACGACUUGAGUGGACCUCCGGAAGGUUUGCGCCGCAUGGUACCUGGCGAAUCCAGCUCUCCAGAAGUUUCCAUAGAUCAGCAGAAUAUCGACGAUAACGAUUCCGAUGGAGAACUGAAUAGGAUAACUCAAAACUCGAGCGUGCAGCCGCAAAGGUCGGCAACCAUCGGCGCAGACACUCCACCUAGGGUGCAGAAUCCCGUACCUCAAAUCCAGCAGGCUCCAGUCAAUAGGGCUGAGUUGAUAGGGCAUCAAGACUUGGCACAGAGCUCUAGUAUUGAUAUUCUAGAUGCUAUUCCUUUAUCAAAAAGUUCCUCAAAUGAUAAUAAAUCCAAACAUUCCUCUAAAGCAAAAGAUAAGGACCUUCAGGAAAAUCGUAGGGAAAUUAUUGAUGGCCAAAUUAACGAAAGUAGUGUCACAAAUCUCACCAACUCCAUAAGAAACUUGACCGUUGGAGAGAACUUAACAGAUGGUCAAACGUCUAACACUAGUGUUCAUGAACAUUCGCCCAGGAGACACAGCAGACAAGAAAGUAGUGAAAGUGACAGUGAUAGGAAACAUCCUUCUAGGUCUAGUAGAGAAAAACGUUCUAUGGAAAAAUCUAAAUCCAGGGACAAAGAGAGAGAUAGGUAUAAAGAAAAGGAUAGCGACAGAGAGAGGUAUAAUAAAGACAGAGAUGACGAUAGAUACUCUCCCGAUUCUUACAGGGACAAAAGAGAUAGGAGAGAUCGUAGGUAUAGAGAGAGAAGGUAUGAGGAAGAUACGGAUUAUUACAGCGACAAGGAAAAAGACAGAAGGAUGAGGGAUAAUAGAGACAGAGACUAUGAACGAAAAUACAGCAGCUUAAGAAAAGACAAAGACAGAAGAAGGAAAGAACGAGACGGAAGAGAUUACAGGGAUUCCCGAAGGUACUAUGGAAGGUACGGCGAGGAAUAUGGCGUCGAGAAUCGAUCGAGCAGGCCGUCAAGUCGGUCAGACUCGAUGCACGAAUCCUACAGAGAAAGACGGCACGACCCCGAGCCCAGAGACAGAGAUCGCAGACCUAGGGAUAGGGAUAGAGAACGGGACAGGCAUAGAAACAGGGAUCACAGAGAAUCUUACAAUCCCUAUCAGGGUUAUGCCUACGAUCCUUACAAUCCCUACUACCAGCAGUACCAGUACUACGAAAAUCUGCGCAGGACGAAUCCUCAAGCUUAUGCCGAAUGGUACCGGAAGUACUACCAGCAAACAGUGGGCAGCAACGCGUCGUUCACGGCCGAGGACCGAGGUUCGGUGCACUCGGGACGGAGCUCCGCCAAUGACGAGUUGGCUAAAGACAGGUAUACGAGGCAAAGUUUUUAUAGCCAAUCCAGCGCUGCCAACUACUACGGACAGUCUAGAUCUCUGUCCGGUCAGUAUGUCCUUGACAGUUCUAGUUACAAUAAUCGUACCUUCGAUCAAACGGACACCACUCUGGCUUACGACCAGCAACCAGGAGCAUCUCAGCGACUGACCCCCGCUAAAUUCGCCACUGUCCAUCUUAAAGCCUCGAUCGCUUCAGGCAGAUUGGUCAGGGUUCUGCCCAACUACCCCAUGGAUGACCAGAGUGCAACAGUGGAAAUACGUAACCUAGAGAGUUUACUGGAAAACGAUCCGGAGUAUUUGGAAUUGAGGUCUUUUCCUGGACCUUUGGUCAAGGGUGUCACCCACAAGAAACAGGUGAUCGAGUAUUGUGACAAGAAGAUUAAAAGUGCCGCUUAUAACAGAGGUAUAGCUGAUGUGGAUAGUUACGUCUUGAUGUGGGAGCUGUUGAUUUUACUGAUCAGACAGAAUGGGAUGGUUGUAGGAACAGAUAUAGCAGAACUUCUUCUUAAAAAUCAAAACACCCAAGUCCCACCACGGUCAUCUUCAGUACUGUCAACUGCUAGCAGUACCGGGGUUGGCGAAAGAAACGAAAACACCGAAAUACUUCACCAAGCUGCUUUGGAGAACGGUAGUACCAAUUCCGUAGCACCAACUUCAACCAGAGAAGAUGAAGUGACAAAGAAAUUCAGAGAAUAUCUGUUGUAUGGCUCUUGUAAGGAAGCUUUAGAAUGGGCUAUGAAACAUGAACUUUGGGGUCACGCCUUAUUCUUAGCUAGUAAACUUGAUAAGAGAACCUAUGCCAACGUUAUGAUGCGUUUUGCGAAUGGCUUGACUCUAAAUGAUCCUCUUCAAACGCUUUACCAACUUCUAUCUGGAAAAGUACCCGCUGCAGUAACGUGUGUAUCUGAUGAAAAAUGGGGAGACUGGCGACCCCACCUAGCCAUGAUCUUAUCAAAUUCUUCUUUGCGACCCGAUCUGAACUGUAGGGCUAUCACCCAAUUAGGAGAUACUCUCCUGAACAGAGGUUGUCUAUACGCGGCCCAAUUUUGCUAUUUAAUGUCCGAAGUAGGGUUCGGAAAGCACGAUGACGCGAGUACCAGGCUGGUACUGCUUGGAUCGGAUCACAGGAGGCCGUUCCCGCAGUUUGUAAUCAACGAGGCCGUUCACAUGACCGAAAUCUAUGAGUUUGCUUGCAGCUUGAAUGACCAAGGGUUCUAUAUUAAGGAGUUCCAGAUAUACAAGUAUUUAUUGGCUACGAGAUUGGCCGACGCGGGACUUUUGGAGAAAUCGCUUCUAUACCUGGAGCGUUUGGCAAGUCAUAUAAUCGCCCAGCCUACCGGUGUUUCUCCGGUACUUAUCGACGGAGUUUGCGCACUAUCCGACAAGCUCAAGUUCCACGAUCCUUUGGGUGAUCCUGACGAGGACGAAUCGGCUUUUGGAUCAGACCUGGAGACAAGCAGACCUGACAAUUCGUGGUUGAAAGACUUGAAAGCCAUUCAAAACGAUUUUCAGACCGGAAAUAUUGUACAAGACACUUACGUCAAACAAGAGCCACAAGUCGAUGUACCGUUGCAACAAACCUACGCCAACGCACCAGAGCCUUGGCAAUUGCAACAGCAGUACCAGUACGAACAACAAGUGCCUCAGAUGUGGCAACCUGAGCCCCAAAUUCAGGUCCAACCAGAAGAAAAUAUACCACAGCAACAUGAAAUUAUGACAAAUCAGUACCAAGACCCUCAACAACAGAACUACUGGCCAGGUCAACAGGAACAGCCGCUUCAGUACAUUCAGGAUCAGGUACUGGAUCAACAGCAACAUUUUGAUCAACCUCCUGGCUAUUAUGAGAGUUUGAAUAAUCAAGCAGAGAAGAUGGCGCCUCCUGUACAACAACAGCCCCAGAUAUCGAUGCCGAAUCAAGCGAGCGCCAAGAGCGGCAUUUUUGAUGACGAGCCCCUGCCUCAUGAAACUCAGGCUCAGAAUCGAUCACCGGCAAAAACUCAACAACAAAAACCUUCUGCUGGAGACGAAAGUGGUAAACAACAGAGUACUGGCUGGUUUGGAGGCAUUUUCAGUAAACUGUCGAUGAAGCCGAAGAAUCAAAUGAAGCUGCCCGAUGAUAAAAACCCGAAGAUUGUGUGGGACCAAGACAAGAAGCGUUGGACGAACGUGGACGGCGAUUCAAACGACGCGGCCGAGUUCAAACCCCCACCCAAAAUGGCGGACCUUAUGCCCAAGCCGUCGCAAGCCCCACCAGGUAUUGGUUUUGGUAGUUUGCAGAGUAGUAGUUUGGAUUACGCUAGUGCCAAUUUUAACGGUAUAAACGUCGCAUCUAACGAUACACCGUUCUAUAUAGAUCAGGGACCGGCGUCUCUACCAGUGGCGUCGCCUACCGGGGCACCGGGUGAGGACAGCGGCGUACCACCUAAAGCUGCGCAGCCUAAUAUGUUCAAGAUGAAUAGGGGCAGAAAUUUAAAGAAUUCGUACGUCAACGUUUUCAAGCAAAAUGGGGUUAUGUCUUCCGGUGGAGGACCACAAUCACUGCCCGGCCCUGAGUCCAUCCCUGCAGCGCCUGCUCAAAUGAACUUAUUCAUUCCCCAAGCUGUCAACGACCCUAACGCUCCCGUAGACUUUCUGACGCCAGGUGGCGCUCCAAUACAAAUAGGGGAAUCACAGAUGUCUAGAUGGAGCUCCUCAAGUUCGCUAUCCAGAGAAGUAGCUUCAUACAUGCUUAAAAAAAAUGUUCACCGCUAAAAAAAUAUCCAAAAAGAACCGUCAAGAUUCAUUUUUUCGGUAGCAACAUUAACAAUUAACACGACUUCGAGGACAUUUAGGAUAAUCAAUUUUUUAAUAUGGAACCUUCCGCGGUAAUGGAGAAUAUACUUAUAUAAUAUAAAUCGCAAUAUUUGUGAUUAAUUUGUUUUUUAUAUGUGAUUAUUGCAAAUUUUAUUAAUUAUAAAUAUUGUAAAGAUACUAGCUGAAAGUGUAUAUUGUAUUGAAUAAGGGUAUAUAAUGUUAAAUUAAAGCAGUUUAAGUUU